UAUAUGUAUAUAUUAGACAUGAACAAAAUAAAUAAAAACACGAUUUUAGCAUAACAAUGUCAACUCCCUCUGAUGAUACAUCUGUUCAAGUUGCUCUUCGGAUUCGUCCUCAAAAUGCUUCUGAGAAGAUUGAUUUAUGUCAUAUAUGUACAUCAGUUACCCCAGGUCAUCCUCAAGUUGUGCUGGGCAAAGAUAAAGCAUUUACCUAUGAUUUUGUCUUUGACUUAGAUUCUCAUCAGGAAGAUAUAUAUAAAGAAAUAGCAAAGCCUCUUAUUGAAGGAUGCUUUGAUGGAUAUAAUGCUACCAUACUGGCUUAUGGACAGACUGGUAGUGGAAAGACUUAUACAAUGGGAACUAGUUUUGAUGUUGGUAUUAGCGAAGAUCAGAUUGGCAUUAUCCCUAGAGCAGCAAAGCAUCUUUUUGAUGGAAUGCGCAAAAGAAAAGAAGAAGCUGAGAAAGCUGGUCGACCUUCUCCAGAAUUUACAGUUACAGCUCAAUUUCUUGAGCUUUACAAUGAAGAAAUAGUAGAUCUUUUGGAUAUUGAAAACAAAGGUAAAAAAUUAAUCAGAGUUCAUGAGGAUCAUAAUGGAAAUAUAUAUUUAACAGGUGUUGUUGCAAGACCUGUAACUGCUGCUGAAACAUGUAUGACACUGUUAGAAGAAGGUGCUAUUUCUCGGUCUACAGCUGCAACAAUGAUGAAUGCAACAUCGUCAAGGUCUCAUGCUAUAUUUACACUUUUCAUUAAGCAUCACAGAAUUUCACAAUCGGAUGAAGGUGAAGAGUUUGAAACGCUCAAUGCAAAAUUUAAUUUUGUUGACCUGGCUGGAUCAGAAAGAUUAAAAAGAACUGGAGCUACUGGUGAUCGUGCAAAAGAAGGAAUCUCUAUUAAUCAAGGACUACUAUCACUAGGUAAUGUUAUAAGUGCUCUUGGUGACAAAACUAAACGUGGAUCUCAUGUGCCUUACAGAGACUCAAAACUUACAAGGUUGCUACAAGACUCACUGGGUGGUAACAGUCGAACUCUGAUGAUUGCCUGCUGCAGCCCCUCAGAUCGUGAUUUCAUGGAAACACUUAAUACACUCAAAUAUGCAAACAGAGCUAGAAACAUAAAAAAUAAGGUAAUUGUUAAUCAAGACAAGGCCAGCAAACAAAUUGCUUUGCUGCGACAAGAGAUUCAGCAAAUAACAUUAGAACUAAUGGAGUAUAAACAAGGUAAGCGCGUUGCAGAUGGAUCAGGAGAACAUAUGUCAGAUACUUUUCAAGAGCUUAACAUGCUGAGAUCUGAAAAUGAAACACUUCGUAUGCGCGUAAAAGCAUUGCAAAAGAACAUCGAAUCUAAAUCUAUACAACUUACUGAGUUAAAAAUAUCUUCAGUUCUUGCAAAUUUAACAGAUGAAGAAAAAACUACAUUUGAAGAUAUGGUUACCUCCUAUGAAACAAAGAUACAGGAACUAACUACAAAGUUGGCAGAAAGUGAAGAAUUAUCAAGUGUAGCAAUAAGACGUGCUCAAAAUGUCAGUCGGGCUGCGAUGUCGCCUGGUACAUGCCAAGAAGAUGAGCAAUUGGUUUCAUUUAUAGAUGCUGCAAAAGAUCACUUAAGAGCAGAAAAAAAUAAAAAAAAGCAUAUGAAAAAAGUUAAGAAAGAAAUUUUAUUUGAAGAUUCUAAAGAAAAGUCAAGUCCAGAGAGUGGAGUUGUUAUGAAUAGCGAUGAGAAUGAUGAGGAUGAAAAUGAAGAGAAAAAUGAAAACAACAUGGUGAUUGAAAUAAAUGAGUGUCAUAUUGAUGAAGAAGAUUCUCACAAUGAAGAAGAAGAUGAUGAUAUAGCAUCCAAUACAGAUUCUGACAACGAAGAUGCUUUAAAUCAAUCUUUAAAAAAUGAAGAAGCGAUGCAGAACAACAUUAAUGAUUUAGACACUGAUAUUACAAUUAAGCAAAAGCUCAUUGACGAACUUGAGCACAGCCAGCAGCGAUUAACAGCACUUAAACAACAAUAUGAACAAAAAAUGAUUUUGCUUCAAAAUAAGAUUAAAGAAACAGAAUCAGAGCGUGAUAAGGUUCUAAAAAGCAUUGGAAAUGUUGAUCAGCUUGCACGUUCAAAAUCAGAUGAAGUUCGUAAACAAUAUGAAAAAAAGUUAAUUGCCAUGCAAAAAGAACUGUCCAAGUUACAAAACUCUAAAAGGGAACAUCAAAGACUUUUAAAAGCUAAAGAACAAAAUGAGCAGCAGUUAAAGUUGAUGCGAGAUGAGUUAAAUGAUAUGAAGCGAACCAAAGUUAAAUUAAUGCGUGCAAUGCGCGAUGAGAGCACAAGAAAUAAAAAAAUGGAAAGUAAAUUCAAUCAACAAAUGGAAACUAUGCUCAAGGAGAACAGAAAAAAAGAAUAUGAACUUAAAAAAAUGAAAGAUGACAAGAAACAAAGAGAUCUUAUAUUGAAGCGUAAGCAAGAAGAGCUUAAUGCAAUGAGAAAACAAGUAAAACCAGUUUCAGGUAAAGUACAGAGUUCUGGUCAGACACGUCCUAAUUCUCUUCAGACUCAAUUCCAAUCUGCAACAAACUUAAAUACAACAUUUUUGGUUGAAACAAUAGCAGCAUCGAUUCCAGAAACACCUCCGCCUGUUUUACAUGAUCCAAGCAGAUUUGAGUCUCCAUCUAAAAGUUUGCGAUCACCUGCUGUAUCCAAGAAAGCUAAACAGAAAUGGGAAAUAUUAGAAAGAAAAUUAACUGACUUGGCUAUUCGAAUGAAAAAUGUAGCACAAAUGGAAAAUGAUAUGGAAAGAUGGCUGGCAGAGCGAGAUAGAGUAAGUAAACAACUUGAUGCAGCAAGACGUAGAAAAGAAAUUGCAGAGAAAAAGAACAAUUUGGAAGACAUUAAAGAUUUAAACAGUCAACUGGAAGGUUUAGAAGCUCAUCUGGAUUAUAUUCAAGAGCAUGUUACAGAGAGCCAAGGAACAAUAAUGGGAAUGGAGGAUGAAGGAGAGGGAAUUAAUACUGCAGAUGUCAUCAACACAUGCACGUUAACAGAAUCUAAGUAUUUAUUGGAACAUUUUUAUAGCAAGUCUGUUGAAAUGGCGCAAGAAUUAGCAAACAAGGAUGCAGCAUACAAAGAAAUUCAAAUUAAAUUAGAAGCAAUGGAAAAACAUUGUGAGGUACAACAACAGUUACUUCAACAUGCUUGUAAUCUUGAACAUGGAGGAGAUAUUCUAGAUGCUGAUGAUAUAGAAGAACCUUUACCUGAUUUUAAUGUAACAACUACACGAAAAUCUCGUAGAAAAACUGCUUUACCAGAGGAACUAUUACAUCCCAAAGAAAAGAAACCGGAGAAUAAAAAUGAUACAGAAGAAAAUAAAGAAAACAUACAAACUAUAGAUAGAAAAAAAGAAAUAGCAGAAACUUUUCAAUUAGAUGAAAAAACUUUACAAAAACUUGUUGAAUUAGAAAAGUCAUUAAAAGAUAAAAAAAAGAUGCCUCCGCCACCAGCUCCAACUCAAUUAAAUUCGCAAAUGCGCUCAGGUUCACUAUCAGAAAGUAUUGAUGAUGAUUUUGGUUCUGUGGGGAAUUUUUCAAGAAACACAAAAAUUUCAAAAUCUGCUCGUCCUUUUGUGAAAUCAUCGUCAACUAGUAAUUUGAAAGCUGCUGUUGCCAAAAGACCAUCCUCAACUCGUGGUUCACCCAUCAAUGAAAGAAAAAUUAUUGGAGAUGCAACGCCAUCAAGUCUUUUGGAAUCAGAAUCAAAUGAUGUUUUUAAAAGACUAACAAGCAAUCUACCCACAGAGGGUGACCCUGACCUUGGACAGAUUCUUCCAUCUAAAGUAUCUCAAGGAAAACCAGAAGUAUUAGUUUGUAUGUAUACUGCUACUGGUCACAAUAAUGCAGUACUAUCAUUAGAUGUUCAAGAUAAUCUCAUGGUGUCUGGUUCUAAAGAUCGAACAGCAAAAGUAUGGGAUCUAACACAAAAUGAAGAAAUUUUGUCAUUAAAUCAGCAUAAACGAGAUGUAGUCGUUGUCAAAUUUUCUCCUUUACGAAAUGUUAUCUUUACUGUCUAUCAAUCAACAAUCAAGCUUUGGGAUCUUAGGAAAGGUUCAGUGAUAAAAACAUUGGGUAGUGGAUUAUUACAGUCAAUGAGUGAUGCUAGCAUUAUGGAUCUAGGUUUGAAUUCCCAGGGUACUGUCUUGUAUUCUGCUAUUGGAAACAUUGUCAAAAUGAUCGACUUACGCACAUAUAGCACUAUUGGUAAAUUGACUGGACAUACUGGAGCUGUUACAUGUUUGUUAGUAGCAGAAACAGGUCAUAAUCAUGACAAUAUUAUCACUGGUUCAAAAGAUCACUCUAUUAAAAUUUUUGAAGUAGUGGAUGAUGUUUCAUCAAGCCAAAUGCCUCGUCAAAAUUUGGAGCCACCUCAUUAUGAUGGUGUACAAUCACUUGCAAUGAAAGAUAAAUAUUUGUUUAGCGGAUCACGAGACAAUACAAUAAAGCGUUGGAAUUUCACUAACCAUCGUUUAGAAGAGCAUCUUACAGCAGCACAUAAAGAUUGGGUUACAGCUUUAAAUUUUAUACCAAAUGAAAAUAUACUUAUUAGUUCUGAUAGAAGAGGCGUUGUAAAAUUAUGGAAUGCAAACACUUGUAAAUUAGCAGGUGAAAUGCUGGCUCAUGGAAAAAGCAUAAAUGCCAUCAAGUGUGAUGAAUCUCGGAUUUUUACAGCAUCUAGCGAUCGAUUAAUUCGAAUCUGGAAACCUUCACCUGUACUAUUGGAGGAUUUAUCUUCGAAAGAAGAACAAGAACGGGCAUCUUGACCGCACAUAUAUGUUACAUAUGUGUUUUUAAUUUGAACAAAAUAGCUCUACAAGACACUUACUCAAAAUGUUUGUAAAAUUCGAUUCGUGAAAAACCCCGGAAUGCAGCUCAAACUUUUAAAGUCGCUGUUUAAUUUAUAUGUUUCCAAGUUUUUCAAAAUUUGUUUCAAAAUUUUUGAGAAUUUAUAGUAUUGCUUAUUUAUUAAACUUUUUUAAGAACUUUCACGUUUGGUGUUUUCUCGCAAAUUUUUUAAAGGUUUUAUUUGCGGUUUUAUACAGUUUUGAAAAAAUUUGGCUGCAUGUUUCAUAUCUUUUAUAUUCGAUUAAAAAAUUCUUCACAAAAAAUAUUAUGAAUGUAUCGUAACUCUAUUCAUAGUGUUUGUUUUUUUGUUUUUGUUUUUUUUGUUUUGUUUUUUUCAUUUGAUUUGUCUACGAAUAUUAGGAAAAUGUUUAUAUUUUGUAAGUUUUAUGUUUUAUAGAAUAAAUUUAUUUUUAAUCGAUAAAAUAUUAACAAGAGAACUCGAGCUUUUGUAAAAUUUAAAGCUUUAGAAAUUUUUUUGAAAAUUUAAAGCUUUUGUAAAUAUGUGAACAGUUAUUUAAAA
Hydra vulgaris (swiftwater hydra) is the source of this 5389-nucleotide messenger RNA. RefSeq names its product kinesin-like protein KIF21A. NCBI's taxonomy places the organism in Eukaryota, Metazoa, Cnidaria, Hydrozoa, Anthoathecata, Hydridae. The record is from RefSeq and is a predicted model, not a curated record. Gene Ontology annotation, biological process: spindle elongation; microtubule-based movement; mitotic spindle organization. Gene Ontology annotation, cellular component: microtubule associated complex. Gene Ontology annotation, molecular function: microtubule motor activity; microtubule binding; ATP binding.